Molecule: messenger RNA, 492 nt
Organism: Volvox carteri f. nagariensis
Lineage: Eukaryota; Viridiplantae; Chlorophyta; Chlorophyceae; Chlamydomonadales; Volvocaceae
Exons: 4
Coding region: 1-492 (163 amino acids)
Source: RefSeq, a predicted model, not a curated record
AUGCUAGUUCAUCGCAGGGACUUACGGCGGCAAUGGAAAUCAUUUCAAGAAUCUGAGCCAUUUCUACACGUUCUACAAGGUUUCCUUCACGCAAUAGAUUGGCGGGAGCCCUGGAUUGUUAGCAUCCUUGCCUUUCAUGUGCUCACGCUGGUCAUCGCCUUGGUAACUCGCAAACGAGGGGCUGUGCAGCUGUUCGUUUUUGUCCUUGCAGGCGGCGUCAUCUUCAACGCCGAGCGCCUGAACAAGCUUGGGGCGCAGCACUGGGAGAAAUUUGCGGGUCAAAAUUACUUCGAUUCUACGGGGGUCUUUAUGAGCGCUGUGGUAUCGGGCCCGCAGCUAUUGGUGAUGUUCAUCAUCCUGAUUAACUACCUUAUCAACUGCGCGGGUAUGCUGGUGGAGGCGAAAAAACGCGAGCUGAUAUACAAGGCCAAGCAGCGCGCGAAGGAAGCCAAAGCUUCUGGGGCAUCCGCGGGUAACAAAAAGGAGGACUGA